UCAUAAUGAGGACUGCAUGCUUGGCACUUGUUUUUCUCCUACAAAUACAAGGCUUGGCAUCAGACGAAUCACCAUUUCAACUAACUCACAAAGUCACAGGAUUCUGCUUGGUUAAAACGGGUGCUGUCUGUGAUGACAUACGAUGGACAUCUGGUGGACGGCUGCUGGUCGAGGGGAAGAAUAAAUGUCUUGGAGUUCAGGGGAAAAGUGUGGGGAGUGAAUUAAGCCUGUAUGAUUGUGAUGAAAAGAGUGAGCUCCAGAAAUGGGAAUGUAAGAAUGAAACGGUGCUCGCUCUCCAAGGCCAGGAGCUUUAUACUGAGCUCAAGGCAGAUGGCACAGCUGUACUGUCAAGAACUACUGGAGCCAACAGCCACCUCACGAUUUCAGGAACGAUGAGUGGAGCCUGUACAAGAACUUACAGAGAAUUUUACACCAUUGACGGAAACGCAGCUGGCAGGAUGUGUAUGUUUCCUUUCAUGUACGAAAACCAGUGGUACUCAAGCUGCUCGCUGGUUGACUCCCACAGACUUUGGUGUGCGGUCGAAACAAAGUAUGAACAUGAGACCUGGGGCUACUGCCCAACUUACUCAAAGGAAAACUGGAACAAACACCCAACAACUGGAGCACUUUACCAGCUGAACACACAGUCAGCUCUGACAUGGCUGCAGGCUGAAACCAGCUGCAAGCAGCAAGGUGCCUCCCUGCUCAGUAUCACCGAUCCUCACGAACAGUCUUAUGUCACAGCACUGUUAGAGGCAGGAGGCAGCAAUCAGGAGUACAAGCUUUGGACUGGACUAAUUCUGGAUUCAGAACAUGGCUGGAAGUGGUCCAAUGGCAACCCUUUCCGUUACCUGAAAUGGGACUCAGGACAUCCACUUUCUUAUCCUGGACAUGUUUGUGGAAUUGUUGAUGGAGCUGUGAGGUACUCCUGGCAAAGUUCAAGCUGUGACAAAAAACUGGGCUACAUCUGCUACAGUAAAGGAGUUUUGCCUUCUCCAACAGCAGGUGUUGACAUGGGAUUCUGCUCAGCACCAUGGAUUCCAUACAACGGCCACUGCUUCCACCUUAAUCGUACUAAGAAAACAUGGUCUGAUGCUCAGGUAGCAUGUCGUAAAGAAGAAGGGGACCUCGUGAGCAUCCGCAAUGUGGAGGACCAAAGCUUUGUCAUCUCUCAGCUUGGAUAUGCAUCCACAGAUGAGCUUUGGAUUGGACUGAAUGACAAGAAGACAGAAGGCCUGUUUGACUGGGCUGAUCACUCCACAGUCAGCUUCACCAGCUGGGAGUAUGGAAAACCAACUGUCACCCCAGGCCCAGAAGACUGUGUCCUUAUCAGAGGAGAGAGUGGAAAUUGGGCCGACCGUGGUUGUCAGGAGAAACACGGCUUCAUUUGUAUGAAAACAAGUUCACCUGAACGCUCUGGAGACGAAGUGGAACAAAACCCGGGCUGCAGGGCUGGUUGGAAAAGACACGGCAACUACUGCUAUUUUAUUGGGACUGAGACAAAGACGUUUGAUGAAGCAAAAGACCUCUGCAGGACUUCAGAUUCUUACUUGGCUGAUGUUUCAUCCAGGAUGGAUAACGCCUUCCUUGUCAGCUUGGUGGGUCUGAGACCAGAGAAACAUUUCUGGUUGGGGCUCUCAAACCAGAAGGACAAAGAUGUUUUUGAGUGGACCAACACAAAAUCUGUGAGAUUUACUCACUGGAAUUCUGAAAUGCCAGGGCAGAGUCAGGGUUGUGUUGCAAUGGCAACUGGGAGAUUUGCAGGCCUCUGGGAUGUAUUGCCUUGCACCAACAGGGAGAAGUACAUCUGCAAACACCAGGCAGUGGGGACUGUUGCCACCCCUGCCCCACCUACUGUUCCCUCCACCACAUGUGAACGGGGCUGGACCAAAUUCAGAUCAAGAAACGUCUGUUAUAGGGCAUACAAUGAGCUUUCAAAACAGAGAACUUGGUACGAGGCCAGAGAUUUCUGCAGAGCCGUUGGAGGAGACUUGAUCAGCUUCCACAGCGCUGAUGAACUGAAUCUGGAACCAUGGAGGUUUGGAGAUUAUUGGAUUGGACUUCAUGCACCUGACCGAGGAGCAGGACUUGUUUGGAGUGAUGGCUCACCAGUCAACUUUAAACACUGGAAAGAUGGAGAGCCAAACAAUAAAAACGAUGUGGAAAACUGCGUUGAAUUUUAUGGCCGUGACUGGCAUAAGGAUGGGUCAUGGAAUGAUAAUCACUGUGAAAAGAAAAAUAACUGGAUUUGUCAGAUACCUACAGGUGUCACUCCAAAGCCAUCUCCAAACCCUCCCACUCCAGAUUAUAACACCACUUCAGAUGGGUGGCUGGAAUGGAAAGGGAAUCGUUAUUUUAAGAAUCCUCAUCAAAUGGCCAUGGAAGACGCUCGAGAUUUCUGUAAAAAGAGGCAAGCUGAUCUGGUGACCUUUGACAGUGAAGCUGAAUGGGUUUUUAUCUGGAAACAGAUUUCUCAAUAUGGGAGUAUUUGGAUUGGUAUGACUGUUGAUCUUGACAGAACAUUUCAAUGGGUGGAUGAUUCUCCAGUCUUGUUUCAAAUUUGGGAUGAUGGACAGCCUGAUUUUAAGAAUUUUGAUGAGCGCUGUGUUGCCAUGAGAUCUUAUCAUGGGCUCUGGCACGAUUAUAACUGUGGAUAUGAAUUUCCAUCUGUCUGUAAGCGCAGCCACUCACCACCUGCUGAUACCACUGYAGCUCCUACAAAACCACCUACAGGUGGCUGCAAGGACGGCUGGAAAAAAUUCAACUCUAAGUGUUACAAGAUCAUAAACAAUCAAAAUUUAACAUGGGAKAAUGCGAGGCAGCAGUGCAAAGACAUGGGUGGAAACCUGGCAUCAAUUUCUUCAAGACAUGUAGAAGUGUUUUUAAUGUCUCAAAUGAUUGAUGCACCGAGUACAGACCUUUGGAUUGGUUUUCAUAGUUUAUAUAAGGAAGGGUUUUAUUGGACAGAUGGACGACCAAAAUCAUAUGUUAACUUUAAGUUACCAUCAAGACGCCAUCCUUUUCUGAUACAUGACUACAGAUAUUCGGUAACAUGAUCUAAUACAGAUUUACUUGUGCAUAAUUAUGAAAAAAAAAAGGGUAGAGUACUAUACAUAGGAUAGACUGGCAACUGUGGAUGAGUGGUUAAGGGCAUCUUCCUCUAAUCAAAGAGUUGGCAGUUUGAUUCACUGCUAUUCAGUCACAUGUUGAAGUGUCCUUGGGCAAGACAUUGAACCCCUCUCUGCCUCUGCUCUGAUGUGUGUCCCAUCAGUGUGUGAAUGUGAUUUAAAGCAUUGAUUACUCUCCACAGGAUGAUUUGUACAUGUUUGCUUUGUUGAGACAUAGAGUGYUGAAUGAAUGUGUGYAUGAAUGAGUAAAUGAGGACACAGGUUGAAGUGUAAAGUGCUUUGAGUAUCCUGAUUGGAAAGAAAGUUUCUAUACAAGUACAGUCCAUUUACCAUUUACUGCUUAUAUUCACAAGGAGUUAUCAAUUGUUUUACAGAUCUCCUGUACAGUCACUAAGAUUUAU
Messenger RNA from Austrofundulus limnaeus, 3529 nucleotides. Its product is annotated as macrophage mannose receptor 1. The record is from RefSeq and is a predicted model, not a curated record. The transcript has 23 exons. Bases 6 to 3056 code for a protein of 1016 amino acids. NCBI's taxonomy places the organism in Eukaryota, Metazoa, Chordata, Actinopteri, Cyprinodontiformes, Rivulidae.